GGGUGGAUAAUUCCGGUCCACCCUCCAGUACAGUAGGUGGCAGUGACGUGCCUUUUCCGCUGGUUUCCACCCUCCAUACCCCCGUCAGAAGAAGAGGAUGUGUCUCCGGGGUCCAGCAGCAGAGCUCCGGGAGUCCACAGUCCGAUAGUAAACAUCCCAUCACGGUGGCUCUUCUGGAGGAAAAGAACCGCAGUAGCUGGGAGCCAUGAGCCGCCCGUCCUCAGAGGGGGCAGGCGGGGGGAAACCAGGCGCGGUGAAGCACGGAGGAUCCGGAGGUCCUGCCGCGUCUGCCGCUAUAUCGGUAGCCGCCUCCGCUGCAGCGUCAACCGGCGUUAGCUCUCUUCCUGGACCGGGGACCUCCGCCGCGGCUCCUUCUUUCUCCCUCACCGUGGGGGGUCUCCAGUCCCCGGAGCUCACGGCCCUGUUUGAGUGCCCGGUGUGCUUCGACUACGUGCUGCCGCCCAUCCUUCAGUGCCAGGCGGGCCACUUGGUGUGUAACGCGUGCCGCCAGAAGCUGAGCUGCUGCCCGACGUGCCGCGGCCCGCUCAGCCCCAGCAUCCGGAACCUGGCCAUGGAGAAGGUGGCGUCCACUCUACCCUUCCCCUGCAAGUUCUCGUCGGCCGGCUGCCUGCUCUCUCUGCACCACAGCGAGAAGCCUGAGCACGAGGAGGUGUGUGAGUUCAGACCGUACACCUGUCCCUGUCCUGGAGCCACCUGCAAGUGGCACGGAGCUCUGGAGGCUGUGAUGCCUCACCUGAUGCACGCCCACAAGUCUAUAACUACACUGCAGGGCGAGGACAUCGNAGCAUUUGAGUGGUUCGAAAUGUUGGGUCCCGAGGCCUGA
Notothenia coriiceps (black rockcod) is the source of this 844-nucleotide messenger RNA. RefSeq names its product E3 ubiquitin-protein ligase Siah2-like. The transcript is spliced from 4 exons. Lineage: Eukaryota; Metazoa; Chordata; Actinopteri; Perciformes; Nototheniidae. The record is from RefSeq and is a predicted model, not a curated record. Gene Ontology annotation, biological process: multicellular organism development; proteasome-mediated ubiquitin-dependent protein catabolic process. Gene Ontology annotation, molecular function: ubiquitin conjugating enzyme binding; zinc ion binding; ubiquitin protein ligase activity. Gene Ontology annotation, cellular component: cytoplasm. Bases 206 to 844 code for a protein of 212 amino acids.